AUGUUGGUAUUGAUUGCUAAAUACAUCAACCAUUACAUCGGAUUAGUCGAAGAUAAAUUUGUCAGGGAAUGUAAUGCCAAGGAAACAGACGUAAUUGAAAUCAAGGAAUUCAUUGGUUUGUUGUACCUAGCUGGAAGUUACAGAGGGAAUCGUCAGAGUCUGGAGGAACUAUGGGGAACAGAAGAAUUUGGGACUGAAACAUUUGGCCUGGUGAUGAGUAUAAAACGGUUCAGGUUCCUAAUGCGUUACAUUCGUUUUGAUGAUCGUGCGAGUCGAGCACAACCGAAAGAAUAUCACCGACUUUGUCCAGUCCGAUUCCGUGGGAGUUGUCCAUUUAGGCAGUAUAUACCCUCGAAACAUACCAAGUAUGGUAUAAAGCUAUUUGCUCUUGUUGAUGCCAGAACGGUAUACACCUACAAUGUGGACAUUUAUGCAGGGAAACAACCUGAAGGGCCAUUUCGUGUCAACAAAAAGCCAAGUGAAAUUAUGAAACGAAUGACUGAGCCUCUUUGUCUGUCAGGGCGCAACGUAACCACUAACAGGGAGAGCUUAAUACAGCAGCUUGUUUGGCUCCAACAAUGGUAA
Messenger RNA from Belonocnema kinseyi, 585 nucleotides. RefSeq lists its product as uncharacterized. The coding region runs from base 1 to 585 and encodes 194 amino acids. The record is from RefSeq and is a predicted model, not a curated record. Lineage: Eukaryota; Metazoa; Arthropoda; Insecta; Hymenoptera; Cynipidae. The transcript has 2 exons.